UUUGUGUACGACGCGGGUUUAACCUGUAUUAAAUUACACAACAUUGAAAACACGUGAACAUGAUUAAACUCAUAUUUAUAUAAACGCGGAAAAUAAAUGUUUUGUGCUAAAACUUCGAUCGCUUGUGUCGAUACAGUUUGUCAAUGAGGUAAUAAUUUUGUUUAUUUAAAAAAUAUAGCGUUUUAUUUGGACUUUGACACAUUGCAGCGAGCUUCGAGUUUUGGUUUAAAUUGCUCAUUCAAUUUGCGUUCAUUACGUGUUUCUGUAUUUGAAAUGACCGAACGAUAUCGGAGAGAAUUACUAGACUGUAAAAAGAAGCCUGGAAACAAUGUUUGUGCCGAUUGUGGGGCGCCCGAACCAGAGUGGACUUCGACGAAUCUUGGUAUUUUUAUCUGCAUAAACUGUUGUGGUGUUCACAGACGCUUGGGAACAAGUAUUUCUAUAGUUAGAAGCCUUCUUCUUGAUGCAUGGACUGACGACAAACUCAAGGUUAUACGGGAGAAAGGCAAUGAACUGUCAAACAAGAUAUGGGAAAAACAAGUGCCUGUGUGCUAUCGAAGACCUGACAUCAGUUCUCCUCAGGUUUUGAGGGAGCAAUGGAUUCGUUCAAAGUACGAACGGCGGGAGUUUGUAGAAGGAGCACCCCCUCCGUCUUAUUUGACAGGUGAAAAAGAGGGCCUCUUGCUUAAACGCGGUAAAAACAAUGGCAAUUGGCUUCCUCGAAAGUUCAUUCUCUCUGUGAAAAACAAUUCCUUCGCCUACUUCAUCAAACCAACUGAUCUACAGCCCAGAGAUAUUUGGUUAUUGAAUAAAAUCAACGCGGUGUUUGCUGACGAUAAAGCCGAGAAGCCAAACUGUCUGCAGAUUAUGAAUACGAUUGAUGGCAAAACAAGGAGUUUGUUCAUUGCUGCUGAUACAGGCAAGGAAAUAGUCGAAUGGUACAUGACAAUACGCUAUGCUAAAUUGAAAAUGUUGAAAGCUGGCAAUGUCGAUGUCGAUGAAAAAGAGUUGGUAAAGAUAACGACGAAAGAUUUUGUUCGUGAAGGAAGUGUUUCAAAACGAGGACCAAGGGAUAAGGGUUGGAAAGACAGAUGGCUUUGUGUAGAUGGUCGUCGAGUUAUGUACUUAGAGAAAGCAACGGACGCGUUCCCGAAAGGCGAAUUUGUAUUAGGCACGAAAGGCUAUGACGUCACCUCGGGUUUUAACGAAUACGAGGCCCCGCUCGGCUACGGCUUUUCGAUUCACACACCAGAUCGAGUUUACGAAUUCAGUGCUGGCACGGAGGACGAACGCGACGAGUGGGUUAAAGAUUUGAAGAAAAUAGUAUCAACGUCAUUAACGGAAGAAGAUAGAAAAGCAAUUACGUUGAGCGAAGAUUUAGAAAGAAAAAAAUCUCAACAAAGUUCGUUAUCCAGAAUAAGUCAAAAAUUUUCAUAACAUAUAAAUUAUAUUAAUCUUUAUAUUAAUCUUUAUAUUUAUAUAUAUGUUUUUGUAUAUGAUGCACCUAAAAGUCAAAUGCCUUCAGACUUAUAUUCAAUAAACCAAGUCGCCAAAUAUACAGUAGCGACAAUAGUUCAUGUUGCAAAAUGUAUGUAAAUUUAUUGUACUGUCGUAUAGGAAAAGAGUCGUGUCUAUGAUAAAUACCACACACAAAUUUUAUAUUUAUAACCGCAGAAUUUUAUUCACUUUUAAUUGAUAAACCAUACAAUCGUUGAUUUGUAAACAUUUUCGCUCGUGUAACAAGGCAUGUUGAUGUUUUAUAAAAUAUUUAUGAAAUAUAGCCGUUUUACAAUUGAA
This is a messenger RNA of Xenia sp. Carnegie-2017, 1797 nucleotides long. RefSeq names its product arf-GAP with dual PH domain-containing protein 1-like. Lineage: Eukaryota; Metazoa; Cnidaria; Anthozoa; Malacalcyonacea; Xeniidae. Gene Ontology annotation, molecular function: GTPase activator activity. The coding region runs from base 274 to 1437 and encodes 387 amino acids. The transcript is spliced from 11 exons. The record is from RefSeq and is a predicted model, not a curated record.